Heterotrigona itama is the source of this 1185-nucleotide messenger RNA. Lineage: Eukaryota; Metazoa; Arthropoda; Insecta; Hymenoptera; Apidae. The record is from the annotation of a GenBank genome assembly.
CUUAAGCAUAAAUAUUUCAAUAUCAUCAGUUUAACACGUAAAUUGAUUAGUAAUGAUCGUUGAGAUAAAAAUCUUUUUCUUCGUUAAUCAAUAAAAUAUAUUUCUCAUACUUUAGGUUUUAUUCAAUAAACUAUAAAUAAAGAUUGUAUUUUCUUUUCCAUUUUCACACAUGAAGAUUAAAAAUUGCCUAACGUAAUUUUCAGGCUGCGAAUUAAACCCAAUGUAAAAAAGAAAACUUGGGAAGUAGAAACAUUUUGUCCUUAACGUUACUUAUCGUUAAAAAAUUUUACUUACACUAGAUAAUUAUAAUACAAUCUAUUGAACCGCUAUUUAUUAAAACAACACGAAUGCAUUCAAAGGCAAUCAUAUUGCUAAGGAAACACGUGCACUUGUGACACUAUGUAUCACGCAUUGAAUGAGUUUAAGAACGCUACAUGGGCGGAGCUAUCACCACACCAUUGGAAUCAACCAAUUGGGGAUUUGAUACAAGAAAAUCCCGAAAUGAAUUUAUCCUUUGCUGGCUGCGGUUUUCUUGGUAUUUACCACGUUGGUGUAGCUGUGUGCUUCAAGAAAUACGCUCCACAUUUACUUUUGGAUAAGAUUAGUGGUGCAUCGUUUGGUGCUAUCGCUGCUUGUUGUCUUCUUUGUGACUUACCCCUCGGUGAGUGAACUUUGUUUAUAUAUCUACCAGAUACACGAUAUCUUAUAAAUAAUUAGUUUAUUCUUUAAUGUCGUAGUUCAAUUUACGAUUUUCGGGUAUUGCACGGUCUUACGUUUCGUAUCCAUCGCGUGCUUGUUACGCAAAUCAUUGUUGGUGUUUUUAGGGAUAACAUUAUAUAUAAUUAAAUUUCAAAUAUCUUUACUUGCUUUUUUAACGUUGAUUAUCGCGAUAUUGCGAUUUAAUAUAUACUUAAGGCCACUUUUUGCGUGUUGUCAAUCUAAGAAAAGAAAUAUAGCUACUUUAAAAUCUGUCUUCAUCGACGUUUUAUAUUUGCUGUUUCAAACAAUGACUUGUCUCAAAUAUUAUCAUUAAUUUACUAGAUAGCUUAUUUAAAUGCUCUCAGCAGAAACUGUCGUUUUGAUUAUGUAAAUGAAUAACACAGAUUAUUAUUAUUCAUAAAAUUUCAAAAUUAUUGAUAGAAGAUUUAUAAACUUGAUCAAACUAUGAAUAAAUCUCAUAAUUAG